Messenger RNA from Entrophospora candida, 710 nucleotides. The record is from the annotation of a GenBank genome assembly. Lineage: Eukaryota; Fungi; Glomeromycota; Glomeromycetes; Entrophosporales; Entrophosporaceae.
AUGACUAAAAGCAAACUUUAUAUAGGACAUCUUUCCUCAAGGACAGAAAAAAGAGAUCUAGAGGAGUUGUUUGAAAGAUAUGGAAAAGUUAUUAGUGUAGAUGUUAAACCUAUGGGCUACGGAUUUGUUGAAUUUGAAGAUCCACGUGAUGCCGAUGAUGCAGUAAAACAAUUAAAUGGUUAUGAAUUGGAUGGUGCAAGGAUCACCGUAGAAUGGUCACGUAGGUCUGGUGGACCUGGAAGUGGUUGCUUUUUAUGUGGUGGACAAGGUCAUUGGGCCAGAGAAUGUUCUGAUGCUAGGGAAAAAGGUAUGGAUGUUAGGAGUGGAAAGUGUUUUCGAUGUGGUGAAACAGGCCAUCUAGCAAAAUAUUGCAGAGGAGGUCGUGUUGGUGGUGAUUAUGAUCGUGGAAGUCAUUCUUCUAGAUACGGAAGAAAUCGAUCUUCCUAUCAUUCACAUGGUGACUCUUAUUAUGAUGAUCGUGAUCGUGAUAGAGAUCGUGAUCACAACCAAGAUUACGAUCAUGUCAGAGGUCGGGACCAAGAUCAUGAUUGUUAUAGCCGUCAUUCUAGAUCACCGCCACCUUAUGAUAGUCCUGAUAAUAACAAUGGCGGCUACAACAGAUCACCACCAAGAAAUCAAUCAAAAGGUUCAUAUAGACGCAGUUCAAGUCCUUAUGAUUAUGAUUAUAGAAGAAGUCUAAGUCCAUAUGG